AUGACGUACACUAUGAAGAUGGAAAUAUAUGCUGGUAAACAACCAGCAGGUCCAUAUUGUUUGAGCAAUAAACCAACUGAUGUAGUGAGACGAAUGGUUGAACCAAUUGUUGGAACAGGUCGGAACAUAACAGCCGACAAUUGGUUCACUGAUGUUGACUUGGUUGAUGAACUGAGAAAAAAGAAACUGUCCUACGUUGGCACUUUGAGAAAAAAUAAAUCAGCGUUGCCACCAGAUUUUGUGAAUGUGAAAGGAAGAAAACAAUAUAGCAGUAUGUUUGCAUUCAAUGAUGGCAAAGUUCUGCGGAAGAAGCCUGAGAUUGUAACUUUUUAUAAUCAGACAAAAAGUGGUGUCGAUACUGCAGAUCAAAUGUGCAUGACAUACAGUGUAAGCCGGAACACCAAGCGCUGGCCAAUGGUCAUUUUUUUUGCAAUGCUGAAUGUGGGUGGUAUCAAUUCACAAGUUAUCUACAUGUGCAAUGAACUACAACCCCUGCGCAGAAGAAUGUAUCUGAAAAAACUGGCGAAUGAACUGGUUUAUGGAGAGCUACAGAGAAGAAGUAUGAAGACAACUGGAAUUCCCAGCAGCCUACAAGUUCGUCUGAAGAGAUAUCGCCCCAGUGCUGAUGAUGAUCGAGAGAAGUCGCCCACGCAAGAACCUCCCAAGAGGCGUAAAUGCAUCACUUGUGCUGCGGAAACUGGCCACAGAAGGCUGUCGAAUUACGAAUGUCAUGAUUGCCAUGAGGCGAUUUGCCUAUCUCAUGCCAAUAUGGUAUGCCAAGGCUGCACUGCAACCCGCCAACAAAUUGUUGAAUCAGAGAGUGAAUCUGACUAAAAAAAUA
Messenger RNA from Nilaparvata lugens (brown planthopper), 841 nucleotides. RefSeq lists its product as uncharacterized. Bases 1 to 834 code for a protein of 277 amino acids. The record is from RefSeq and is a predicted model, not a curated record. NCBI's taxonomy places the organism in Eukaryota, Metazoa, Arthropoda, Insecta, Hemiptera, Delphacidae. The transcript has 2 exons.